AGAAAUAUGCCAUAGUUUCCGGGCAUUUAAUCUAAUUAAAGCUAAGUUUUAUUUAACUUGGAAACAGGUGCUUUGUUAUUCAUAAUUACUUUACGACAUAAGAAAUCUAAAUAGUCAAUGAAAGUUCUCGAGUUGCUCAUAAUGGACAUUUAUGUGUAUUCAAUUCAAAUUAAAGUGAUUUAACGGAGAGCGUCUCAAAGCUGUUGUGUGCACUAGCGAAACACAGUUUGCUUUACAAACAAACCUGGCGACUCUACACUGUUUAACCAGUUAGUUUAGAAUACUACGGCUACUUGAGUGAUUUUGAACUUCGAUCUUUCUUAGGAGAUAGUUACAAGUCCUCGCUAUAAAGAGUACCUCUUAUCAACAAAAAGGAAGAUAAAGAAAACUGCAGAGAUGUCCCGCAGGUUUUCCAACUAUCCACGAAGUGACGCCACAACUCCUGGGAAAAGAGUUAGGGGAUCGAUCGCGGGGGCCAGGUUUGCUCUUGGAAAAUCGGGAUCUGGUCCAAUCGCUGACCCCGGUGGAGCGCUUGAAAUUACCUCCAUAGGAGAUCGAUCUAACGACAUGCCAAAAAAAGCAUAUCGGAUGGAAAAUACCUAUAAACUUGAACCAGAUGAGGAUAAAGUUUUCCGGGUAUGUGACGUGGAGAAGCUUGCGGAAGCAGUGUUGGCUGAACAUUUAGCAAAGAUUGACUAUGACCCCGUCAAAUGUCGGGAUAUCAGUCAAACUGUGGCGGUGGAUAUUUUAGAAAGAGUUAAACAAAUGGGAUUUAAGCGAUAUAAAAUCGUUACGAACGUCAGUAUCGGCUCAUUGCGGGAAAAACCGGGGAUGCAGUUCGGAAGCCGAUGUUUGUGGAAUAAAAACACGGACAAUUUCGUUAGUGUUAAAUAUUCCAACUCGUCCAUUUUUGCAGUGGCUAUGAUAUAUGGACUCUACUUUGAUUAAUGUAACACUUCCGGUCUUAUUACAUGUAUG
Saccostrea echinata is the source of this 978-nucleotide messenger RNA. RefSeq names its product dynein light chain Tctex-type 5-like. The record is from RefSeq and is a predicted model, not a curated record. Gene Ontology annotation, cellular component: cytoplasm; cytoplasmic dynein complex. Lineage: Eukaryota; Metazoa; Mollusca; Bivalvia; Ostreida; Ostreidae. The transcript has a single exon. Gene Ontology annotation, molecular function: dynein intermediate chain binding. Bases 397 to 948 code for a protein of 183 amino acids. Gene Ontology annotation, biological process: microtubule-based movement.